UAACAACUACUGUUGUAUUGACGGCAGCUUACGCUUCAACCCUCCUCCUUUUUAAAUAUCCUUUUUUCAGUAAGAUUAUCUGGAAAUAUCUUCUCAAAACCAGCAACAAAAAGGAAACAAAACCCAGCCAAAACGUACCAGAGCAAAGCUGAUCAGGAUCUGAUUCAAAAGCUGACGGAUCGGACUCUCUUAAAUCCCAAAAGUUUAUUCGAUUCAAAGGUGGCGAACCAGAGAGAUUCCGACAAGUAUGCCAGGUUUCCGGCCACCGCGAGCGGGAAAGAAGAGGAAGAAGAGCAACAAAGUCAAGAAACUGCCGCCGCCGAAGAAGACCCAUCACCGCCAUACCUGAGUUCCUUUGAGGAAAUGAUUCGCCGAGAGAUGCAGCAUGAAACCGCGGACUACCUGUUAUCGGCGGCGCCACCACCGCCUAUGUUCUCCGUGUACGGCCAGUCGGGAGAGAUGUCGACGGUGGUGACGGCGCUGACGGAUGUGAUUUCGAGUCCGAGACAGGGGAAUCAGUGGAGUUAUGGGCGGCAGGACACUUCCGGCGUCUAUUCGAGCUGCUCACCUUCGCCGUCGAGCGCCGCCGCCGGACAGAAGAGGAGACGUGAGGAUCAAGAAAAUGCAAUUCAAGUUCCAGAACAUGCUCAUCAAAGGGUUCAUUCAGGGUUUGAAAAUUUUGGAUACCCUCCAGAAUCAUCUUACCCUGUUCAUUGUGGAGAAGCUACCGGCAUUUUGACCCAGUCUGUGGCGGUUACCGGUGCCAUCACCGCCGCUACAGCUGCAAAGGGAGCAACUUCAGCUGCUGAUCAAGAAACAGGGGAAAGGAGACCAAGAUACAGAGGAGUCCGGCAGAGGCCAUGGGGAAAAUGGGCGGCGGAAAUAAGGGACCCACAAAAAGCCGCCAGGGUUUGGUUGGGGACGUUUGAGACGGCGGAGGCCGCCGCCAGAGCAUACGACGAAGCCGCCCUGAGGUUUAGAGGGAACAGGGCCAAGCUCAACUUCCCUGAAAAUGCCCGGUUAAUGCGGCCACCGCAGCAGCCAUCUCCCGCCAUUCCCUCCGCCUCCCCCGCCCAAUUUCCCGCCAUUAAUUUAGUCCAAGGUCAGCAGCACAUUCAAGGCAUUGCCGGCGACUACUGGGCGUACUCGCAGCUUCUUCAGAACACCGCCGGCGAUCUUCGAGGUCACUCGCCGGCGAGCUUGAUCGAGCAAAUGUACUACGCUUCUUCAAUGGCGGCUCUGCAUUCUCAGGCAUUGCCCUCUUCAUCUUCCUCCGCCACUUCUUCUCCUCAACGGCCAAUGUACUUCUCCGGCGGUCAACAAUUAGCUGAGUCCGGCUCAUCCCAGCCAUCGUCGACUCAGAAUCCGGCGACAAGUUCCGACAAUUUACAGCCACCAUCCUUCUGGACUAGUUCUGCUCAAUACCCCCCAUCCUCUAGUUGAUUUGAGAUUUCUGCAUAGGACUCCUCUUUUCCCUUUAAUUUGAUGCACAAAAACAAUACUCUUCAGUUUUUAGGGAGAGAAUUACAGGAAAAAUGAUGAUCCAAAACCAAUUAGUUUGGUAACAGUAAAAAUUCAUAAAUAGUUAAAACAUAAUUCCUACAGAUAUAGUAUCUUCAUGCAUUGAAAUUUAUCUAGUUUUGUUUUGUAUACAUUUUAUUUAUUUGCACAUUAUUUAGGGAGAUUUUAUGAAAUUUUUCGCAC
Cuscuta europaea is the source of this 1704-nucleotide messenger RNA. The record is from the annotation of a GenBank genome assembly. NCBI's taxonomy places the organism in Eukaryota, Viridiplantae, Streptophyta, Magnoliopsida, Solanales, Convolvulaceae.